Molecule: messenger RNA, 2922 nt
Organism: Aspergillus oryzae RIB40
Lineage: Eukaryota; Fungi; Ascomycota; Eurotiomycetes; Eurotiales; Aspergillaceae
Exons: 1
Coding region: 1-2922 (973 amino acids)
Biological process (GO): carbohydrate metabolic process
Molecular function (GO): kinase activity; phosphopantetheine binding
Source: RefSeq, a predicted model, not a curated record
AUGUACAAUGCAAAGCUACCAUUGACGGCCUCUUACUUAUUAUCCACCCUGCAGGGACACCCUGAUAUUCAAGUGCUCUAUGCCGUUCCAUAUGCCUUGAAACUCCUUUCUGAAUCAGAACAGGGCCUCGAGUCCUUGGCACGGAUGGAGCUGGUCAUGUUUGGGGGCUCGUCCUGUCCCAAGCCAAUUGGCGACACUCUCGUGAAAAAUGGGACUUUACUAGUUUCCCAUUAUGGAACCACUGAAACCGGACAACUGAUGACAUCCUUCCGAGAGCGCUCAGACCUGGACUGGGAUUAUGUUCGACCGGGUCCCUCCUUGCUGCCAUAUAUCCGAUGGGAAGAGCGAUUCCCUGGCAUCUACGAACUGUCGGUCCUAGAGGGUUGGCCAUCGAAGGUGGCGAGCAACCGCCCCGAUGGAUCCUAUGCGACCAAAGAUCUAUUCGAGAAGCAUCCGACCAAGCCCAAUGCCUGGCGUUACUACGCUCGACUGGACGAUACACUUGUGCUGGAGAAUGGUGAAAAGGCUAACCCUCUCAUUAUUGAAGGUGUGGCUCGUAAUCAUCCGGACGUGGGCGAGGCGAUUGCUUUUGGUGCCAACAAGGAUCGCUUAGGACUGUUCCUAGUCCGUGCAGCCAAUGCUCUGAGCAAGACCGACGAAGAGAUCAUUGAUGCGGUCUUUCCGGCCAUCGAAAAGUGCAAUGCGGACUCCCCAUCCUAUGCUCACAUCUCGCGUGAUAUGAUCCAAGUCCUCCCUUCUGAUACGGUAUAUCGAGCAACAGACAAGGGCACCGUCAUUCGCUCUGCAUUCUAUCGCGAUUUCAAUGAACAGAUUGAACAGGUCUAUGAACUGGGGGAUGCCACGGGUGAUCGAGUCCUUGAGGGAACCGAGUUGAACAUGUUUCUCCGAGAAAGCUUGCUAGAAGUGGCCCCAACGAUCAAUUCGGCUGUGUUGGAUGAUACCACCGACGUGUUCAGUCUUGGUGUGGACAGCUUACAGUCGAUUCGCUUACGCAAAAUAAUCACCAAGACGCUCAACGUCGGCGGCCAAAGACUAUCCCAGAACUUCGUCUUUGAACAUCCCUCUAUUCAACGCAUGGCAGAUGAGAUCACCCGGCUCCGUCUGGGGCUCGAUGCAGACAAAGAGAUUCCCAUCGAGGAACAGAUGUCGCAGCUGAUUGACAAGUAUAGCAACAAUUUCAAGGCGCAUAUCCCAGUACGUCAAACAGUUAAUGGGGAGCGCAUCGCUGUUACUGGGGCUACCGGCUCGCUGGGUGCCCACCUCGUUGCCCAACUGGUUCAGAUGGAACAGGUUCAUACCGUCUUUUGCUUGGUUCGGGCAAAUUCUGCGCACGAUGCCCUUCGCAGAGUGCGCCAAAGCCUUUACGACCGCGGUCUUUUAUACAGCUUAAGUCCGCCUGAUGAACGCAAGAUUGUCGCUUUGCCCGCACAACUCUCCAACACAUCUCGCCUCGGAUUGGAUGAACCCACUUACAAGCAGUUAACUCAGUCACUUACUGCGGUGAUCCACUGUGCUUGGUCUGUCAAUUUCAACUGGUCUCUGGGCAGCUUCGAGGAUAGCUGCAUUGCUGCGACUCGCAAUCUGCUCGACCUAUGUCUGGAUGCACAGGCGCCUAUGCCCGCAAGAUUCUCCUUCUGCUCGUCUGUAAGCACAGUGGCUCGGACCCCUGGCCACUGGGUACCGGAAGAGCUGCCUGAGUCUUUAUCAUACGCCCAAGGCAUGGGCUACGCGCAGUCUAAGCUAGUGACAGAGCACAUCGUCAACCGCGCCGCGCAACACACCAACAUCGCUGCCCGAGUCUUACGUGUGGGUCAAAUUGUUGCGGAUACCGUGCAUGGCAUCUGGAAUGCUACAGAGGCUAUUCCGAUGAUCCUCCAGACGGCGAAGACCAUCAAAGCUCUUCCCGAGCUAGACGAUAUUCUCUCCUGGACCCCGGUUGAUGUCAUCGCAACCAGCGUCGUUGAACUCACCUUGGGAACGAACGUAGCGAACAUCGUCAACCUGACCAAUCCCACACUCAGCCAUUGGACUCGCGACUUGCUUCCGUUUCUGAAAACCGCUGGGCUAGAAUUUGAGCAACUGCCCCAGCGCGAGUGGUUGAAUCGUUUGCGUCAAUCUAACCCAGACCCAGCCGCAAAUCCUCCAAUAAAGCUGAUCGAGUUUUUUGCCAGCAAGUACGACAAUGACCGGCCUAGUCGAGUCCUCCUCUACGACACAAAGAAGGCGCAGGCCGGUGCACCAGCUCUGCGCCAAGCGGGAGGACUCAACGCACAAUUCGUAUCGCGGUUCAUGGCGCAUUUCCAAAACCAAUGCUGGUCAAACAAGGACACAACAUCUAUCUCCAAGAAGUCCCGCGAGGUUAUCUUCCUGGCAGGUCCCUGCGGCUGCGGGAAAAGUACCGCUGCACAAGCAUUGGCGCAACGAUUCAGCAUACUCAUUAUUGAAGGCGACGAUCUCCACUCUCCAGCGUCUCGACAGCGGAUGGCCAACAAUAUUCCUCUCACCGAUAGCGACCGGUGGGACUGGCUGGCUCAUAUUCGUGGAGCGGUGAUGGAUCGACUUCAACACUCAGCAGCACCAGCAGUCGUGGUAACCUGCUCGGCACUCCGGACUAUCUACCGUGAUGAACUACGACGCUUGUCGCGACUAUUUGAUUUCCCCGUCAAUGUUACUUUCCUUAUGUUGUCGAUCAAGGAUCGAGCGCAGCUGAAGGACCGUCUCAUUGCCCGAUCUGCUAAGGAGGGUCAUUAUAUGAGCUCCGCCAUGGUCGACUCGCAGUUGGAUACCUUGGAGAGUCCGUCUGGGUCUGAAGGUGAUGUGAUUUUACUAGAUUCUGAUGAACCGAUGGAGAAGAUGCUUGAGGGAGUACAGGAUGUUGUUCAAGGGCUUCUGGAUGUAUGA